This is a messenger RNA of Arachis stenosperma, 1506 nucleotides long. RefSeq lists its product as uncharacterized. Gene Ontology annotation, molecular function: hydrolase activity. The record is from RefSeq and is a predicted model, not a curated record. The transcript is spliced from 3 exons. The coding region runs from base 222 to 1187 and encodes 321 amino acids. NCBI's taxonomy places the organism in Eukaryota, Viridiplantae, Streptophyta, Magnoliopsida, Fabales, Fabaceae.
AAGGAAGGUCAAGCAAACUCAAAAAAUAUUUACCAAACAUACAAAGCAGAUCAAAGCAUCAACAUCCUCUAACGUGCAUCUCUUAUCUAAUUUCUGAAGCAAAGAAUCUAGUAUUUUGCACUGUAUAGUCAUGACGCAAAGUAUAUUAUAUAUCUUCUUAUUACAAGCUUAAGACCACACGCACAUACAAUCAUAAAGAAAGAAAGAGACAGUCAACAAUAAUGGAGGAUGGGAUAGAGCACCGUACGGUGAAUGUAAAUGGCAUAAACAUGCACAUAGCUGAGAAGGGUGAAGGGCCUCUCAUCCUAUUCAUCCAUGGCUUCCCAGACCUAUGGUACUCGUGGCGCCACCAGAUAGCCUUCUUUGCAUCCCGAGGGUACCGCUGCGUGGCCCCCGACCUCCGCGGCUUCGGGGACAGCGAUUCACCCAGCAGCCCGAGCGCCUACACGAGCCUCCACAUCGUGGGAGACCUCAUCGGGCUGCUGGAUGCAGUAGCCGGAGAGGAGGAGAAGGUGUUUGUGGUUGGACAUGACUGGGGAGCCCUGACUGCUUGGAGCCUCUGCAUGUAUCGGCCUGAGAGAGUGAAGGCUCUUGUUAACUUGAGCGUUCCCUUCACUCCCAGACACCCCAUGCGAAAGCCCCUUCAAACCUUGAGAGCUGUUUAUGGCAACGACUACUACAUCUGCAGGUUUCAGGAGAGUGGAGUUAUAGAGGAGGAGUUUGCUGAGAUUGGAACUGAAAGAGUGUUGAAGGAAUUCCUGACAUAUAGGAACCCUGGUCCGCUUUAUCUGCCUAAGGGUAAAGGCUUUGGUCAUCCAACUGAAUCUCCCAUUCUGUUGCCAUCAUGGCUUUCUGAACAAGAAUGCAAAUACUAUGCCUCCAAAUAUCAAAAGACUGGCUUCACUGGGGGAUUCAACUACUAUAGGAGUUUGGAUCUAAACUGGGAGCUGACUGCACCGUGGACUGGUGCUCAAAUCAAAGUUCCGGUGAAGUUUGUGGUGGGGGAUGUUGACCUGACAUACAACGCGCCGGGCGCCAAGGACUACAUUCACAAAGGAGGCUUCAAAAGAGAUGUGCCGCUUCUGGAGGAGGUGGUUGUUCUUGAAGGUGCAGGCCACUUCCUCCACCAAGAAAGGCCUCAUGAAAUCAACAAACACAUCUAUGACUUUUUUCGUAACUUCUCAUGAUCAUCUGCACAACUCCUCCUCCUCCUCCUCCGCUUGCCUUCUCUUCUUCCGUUCCUGCCACCUGUGUUCCUUUAUCAUCCGUUUCUUCUCUCGUGUAUUCUCAUAGUCUGGAUUCUGGAAUGUGUAUGUGACUCUAUUGUCCAUUAACAACUCUGGAUGCGCAUGUUUUAUAAAAAUAACAGUGUGAUUCAAUAUGCUGAUGACAAAUGUAUUUCGUGCUUGAUUUCGUUAUUCAGAUAUAUUUGGUCCCAAAAUACCUACCAUCUUUAUGUGCUUGAGCUAUCAAAUAAAGGGUAAGACUUAAGAGAGAGACAAAUUA